AUGGACACCUCUGUGACUCUCACAAGAUGUUCAACUGCAACAUUAGCACGUAUAAGUACACGCCCAUCAGUUACAUGCAUAAUUCAAAUAAAUCAUCAUCCGACUACAAACACACCACCCCAGACGUCAAAGCCACCUAAGAUAAAACCGAUAACCAAAUCCUUGCCGGAAUUAUCGACGGUGUCGCCUCCGCAGCUCAACCCAUUUCAAAAACUAGCAGCCUCGGCUCUAGACUUUGUCGAAAGGUCACUUAAUGUUCUUGAAAACGAUCAGAAACGAUCACGCCAGGUUGAUCCGGCGGUUCAGCUAAUGGGAAACUUUGCGCCAGUUCCAGAAUGUCCGGUCCAUCAUGGUCUGGAGGUAAUUGGUGAAAUACCUAACGAUUUAAAUGGUGUUUACCUUAGAAAUGGUGCCAACCCCAUGUUUAAGCCAACCGGUGGCCACCACCUUUUCGACGGCGAUGGGAUGAUACACGCUGUGAAGUUGGGACCAAAGAAUAAAGCCAGCUACUGCAGCCGGUUCACUCGAACCAGCCGUCUCAAGCAAGAAUUAUCGUUAGGCCGGCCGUAUUUCCCUAAGCCAAUUGGCGAACUGCAUGGCCACCUUGGUUUGGCUCGGCUGGCUCUGUUUUAUGCAAGAGGUUUAGCCGGGUUAUUGGACACGGCUCAUGGAAUCGGCGUUGCUAAUGCCGGUUUGGUUUAUUUUAACGGUCGAUUGCUCGCGAUGUCGGAGGAUGAUCUACCGUACAGCAUCAACAUAAAAAGUGACGGUGAUCUCGCAACAAAUGGACGGUUUGAUUAUGAUGGACAGGUUAACUGCCCUUUGAUUGCGCACCCUAAAGUGGACCCCGUUACAGGCGAGCUGUUCUCGCUGAGUUACGAUGUUUUAAAUAAGCCUUACCUUAAAUUCUUCAGUUUCGAGAAAAACGGUAAGAAGUCACGUGAGGUCUCCAUCUCACUAAAUCAGCCAACAAUGAUCCAUGACUUCGCCAUCACGCAAAGUCACGUCGUCAUUCCGGAUCACCAAGUUGUAUUCAAGUUAUCUGAAAUGGUUCAAGGCAAAUCACCCGUUCUACUUGACCCGAAUAAGGUAUCCAGAUACGGUAUCCUACCAAAAUCCGUCGAAAAUGAAUCAAGUAUCCAAUGGAUCGACGUACCCGAUUGCUUUUGUUACCAUUUAUGGAAUGCAUGGGAAGAAGUUGACGUAAAGGGUGACCAAAUCAUUGUAGUAAUUGGGUCAUGCAUGACACCGCCUGAUGCCAUUUUCAAUGAAAUCAAUUUCGACCUUCUCAGAAGCGAAUUGACCGAAAUUCGGUUAAACAGAACAACCGGACAGUCAACGCAACGGGUUCUGGUGUCAGGCAUCAACCUUGAUGCUGGCAACGUAAACAAAAGACUACUUGGACGAAAGACACAGUAUGUCUACUUAGCAAUAGCUGAACCUUGGCCAAAAUGCAAUGGCAUAGCCAAAGUUGACUUGGAGACGGGAUUUGUCUCCAAGUUAUUUUAUGGGAAUGGACGGUUUGGAGGUGAACCUUGUUUCAUUCCUGUAGAAGGCAGUGAUAAAGAAGAUGAAGGAUACAUAAUGAGUUAUGUUAGGGAUGAAGCUAUGGAGAGGUCCGAAUUAGUAAUUGUUGAAGCUUCAAGUAUGAAGGAAAUAGGCAUAGUGAGGUUAGCUGGUAGAGUGCCGUAUGGGUUUCAUGGUACGUUUGUUAGCACCCAUGACUUGGCUAAUCAAUUUUAA
Molecule: messenger RNA, 1743 nt
Organism: Lactuca saligna
Lineage: Eukaryota; Viridiplantae; Streptophyta; Magnoliopsida; Asterales; Asteraceae
Source: the annotation of a GenBank genome assembly